Molecule: messenger RNA, 5393 nt
Organism: Varroa destructor (honeybee mite)
Lineage: Eukaryota; Metazoa; Arthropoda; Arachnida; Mesostigmata; Varroidae
Product: snRNA-activating protein complex subunit 4-like
Biological process (GO): snRNA transcription by RNA polymerase III; snRNA transcription by RNA polymerase II
Cellular component (GO): snRNA-activating protein complex
Molecular function (GO): RNA polymerase II cis-regulatory region sequence-specific DNA binding; RNA polymerase III type 3 promoter sequence-specific DNA binding
Source: RefSeq, a predicted model, not a curated record
UUUCAACCCUCAAAAUGGUGCGAUUCCGAGUAUUAAUGUACUUGCAGUUGGGCGGGCUAAAAGGGGAAAGCAGUUGCUUCGAUGGAACAAAACUCUGCAAUUUAUUGUGCAGCUGUUCCUCCGGUGAUAAAUUCGUGAUUUGCUGUUAUACUUUACAUUACAACUGGCGGCUAAGGACCCGUAAGGUAUUGUGAGUAACAGUUUUCUCAACUGACGUCUAUAUUAUGCUACGAAGUGUUGGCCAGUUAAAUGACCACGUUAAACAGCUAUUGGCUUGUUAUGCAUGUACUCAAAUGUUCAAAUAUUGUGGUGAUAUGAGAGGUCAGUUCUUCGCAGCUGUACUUUUCAGUAUUGAAAUGUAAAGCCUUAUAAAAAGACCACUAAAGGUCGCGCCAUUCUGUAUCAGGGAUAUUUCUUUGUUUUUGCAAAACGUACCACUCAAAGGGCACUACGCCGAUUCAAAUACAGUAUGCAAGAAAAUACUGGUAGAAGACAGUGUUUUGUCCAUAGAUAUCAACACUAAUUAAUUUUUUGAGCUUGACUAUUUCCUUUUUUGACUUUGCAAACCUUACCAUAAAGAAAAUAAAGUAUAGCAGCCUGUGACACAUAGGGCAUAAAUAUGCGUAAUAGUUCUGUAGAGUGGGUAAUUAGCGUAAGCCUGUUCAUAAUACAAAUUAGAAUCAAGUCUUACGAUACAGUGGGCUUGCUUAAAAGUGCGAUGCUCUAUAAGGUUGUUUCGGCAUAUCGAUUUCAGUUUGAUGAUAUAUCGAGACUUCACAAUUUUGCAAGACAAUUUCACCUUACAUUUCGGCUAUCAUAGACCAAUAGGCGAUCUGUAUCGAUUUGGUGACACUCAUUGCUAGAUAAUUCGGUACGCUGUAGAUCAGCUAAUGUUAAUGUAAGUUUGUUACUUCGUUUUUGGAUAUUAUCGCAAAAACUGGCGGGAUUUACAUUGACACCUAAAACUGAAAUCGUCUGCUUUGGUGCAUUAAACAGAAAUUAUAUCACCACUGUGCAUUAACUUAGACGCAAUCGAAAAUGGGUUAUAUUGAUUGCGUUACAUUAAGCAUUAAUUUUAUUAUUUGUAUUACACCGUUAUGUUUUAUGCCAGCAGACUUACUGAGAGGAUUGUAAGAAUAUAGGCAAAUUGCACUCCUUUUUAUAUUUCUAAUUUUCGUUUGCACAUUGUGUCAUUGAUAAGUUUCUCGUUUUUAUUGUCGUUUUUAAUUCUCUUCUAAGUACGCUGUGUACAAACAGUAUCACUUUCAAGUUUGCCAUAUAUAAAAGAAGAUGCACUUAUAAUCCUGGAAGCUAUAUAGAUCAGGAAGAAGUGAAGUUGUAUGAAUCAUUACAUUUCGAGCGUAUAUAGAACAAGAUGUCAUCGAUAUGAUCGAUGUCACAGAAAUGAAAAGAACCAAAUGGCGUCAGAGUACAACUCAGCUCAGUACUAAUAUGUAUACCGUACAGGUUAAACUAAGGUAUCAUAGCUUCUUACUCGCUGCAUCACGUGUCGGUAUUGUCAAUAAGGUGUCACAUGUUAUUGUUUGUGGAAAGAGUUUUGACGACUUUAUCGGCACAACGCACCGUUCGGAUGAAACAAAAUGUUCGAUGUAUGCACCACGUUGCAAAUAAUCAUGGUCGUGGACGAAAAUUUACCAUAAAUAGAUAUUUUUAUCAAAGUCGUGCAUAACCAUGAUGGUUAUAUAGUCUUUAAAGAGCAGUGCCCGCAUUGUCACUGCUCCUCUUCUUUUCGAAACCAAAAUGCAAGUUGUAGAUAUGCCAGUAUUUGUGCUACACAAAAGUCGACCGCGCACUACGUAAUCGAACUUUGGUGUGGACCUAUGGUAGACGAAUCAUAAUAUUUGACCUUCGUGACCUUGCAAUAGAUGAUUAUAAAGCAUCGACUUCUAGCCAUAAUCAUAGUCCUUUCUGAACAGAAAAGCAUUUUCUUUUCAGUUUUGUUGAAUGACUGACUUCUUCGCUCGCAAUCAUUGGCUUCACCUCUGGCUCUUGUAGAGGGAGUAUAUGGUCCAACUUCACAAGUGUUUUCAUUUGAUAUCUUCUGUGAAAUAAAUAUACUUGAAGCUGUUUUAGCCACAUAAUAGAAGGGUCUUUGCCAGAUAUACUGGUAUAUUUUUCUUUCUAUUGCACUGGUUUGAACAAAUGCGUUGGGAAAUUUAACUAAUUGUCCUCCAUAGAUAUACAUUUAUUGAAAAAUCCCCGGCAAGUGAUUUUCCAAGGAUAUGUUCACGUCCGCGUGAUUGGCGAUGUAUUAGCCGCAACAACCGGAGUUUUAUAUCAGCUUCUCUAGGCCCGGCCUAUUGUCGCCUCUGGCGCAACUGCGCUUAAGCAAUGGCAGUAGCUUCGACGGCUCCGUCAGAAUGUCCCUCGUCGCUGGUAGCGCCGUCACCGUUACCCGAUGUUCCUGUGACAUUACAAUCGCUUCUUGAACUCAAUCUCGCUUACCAAGAUUUGGUUCAAGGGCUCAUUAAUGAACUGGAGACAAUUCUCAUGGAGAACGAGAUGCUACAAGACGAAGCCGAGCAGAUACUUUCCAUACAGGCCCAAAAUCAUAAAAUAACAUGCCGUGCGUUCCGUUUUCCGUAUUUCUUCGACGAACAAGAUAGGCUGCCUCCGCCUUCGGAAGAGAAAGUUGUUAAAGACCGCCUGGGCAUCAGAAAUUUGUCUCUUAGUAAAAAAUGGGUAGCAAAAGAUUUACUUCGACUUGAAGAAAGUGUCUUUGUGUCGGUUAAACGUCAAGUGGUGUCGAGACUUUUGGCCAAAAAGGCCAAGCUUGAGGAGCAAUUGGAGACUUGCGAAAACUCCGAUGUCAACAGUGAACUGUUGCGCAUCAGCGAACAGCUGAACGAGAUACAAAAUAUGCGAAAAAUUGACCUGCUAAGGAAGUAUCGAAACAACGAAAGGGUAGAUUGGCUGUGUAUAGCAGUCAUUGACUUCGCUGGUCGCAGGGGAGACCGAGACCUCGAACUUAUUUGGGAGAACCUCGUUUGGCCAAACAUCAGCUUGCCCCAAUGGGACAACGUCAAUCUCACGAAAAUGGACGAAAUGAUCAAGAAUUCCCCGUCGUACCCGCCUGAUUGGGAAGCGAUAGCUGCUGCAUGCAACAAACACGUUGUACAAUGUUGGGAACUUUAUCUUGGGCAGAAAAACCAGUCUGCUAAUAUUCUAAGUGAUGGAGAGGUCUGGCAACUGUACAGUAAAUUAAGAACUCGCGACUACGUGCCUUGGUUACGAAUUGGCAAAGAGCUGAACACGUUCAGCCAGGUACGUGUGACCCGUCGUAUCGAGGCAGCAGCGUGCCGGAUGCGAUGUCGAUGGCGCCUUGAGGACGAUGUACUCCUUUUGCUAAGUAUAUAUCUGUAUAGGGGCAUGUGCAACUGGUCACAGGUCAGCCGUUGCAUGAGAACGCACUAUACAGCUCGCACGGCAGGUCAGGCGGCAGGAAGGAUCGAAUACCUCCUUGGGGCUACUUCCUUGCAAACGGCCAUACGACAUCUGGAAAAGAUGAAAGCUUCAGACACUCGCGUUCCACUGCCAAUAAGGCGCUGCAAACAAACAAUGAUCCCAUGGAUGUUAUCGGCUCUCAUUUCCGUCAUGAGUAAAGUGCAAAUGAGCGUAUUUUACAAAGAUGAUUGCGUGGGAGAACUACAGAGAGUCUCGCUGAAAGUCGCAAGAAAUAUCUACAACCUGAUUGAUUCAAGCAAGAGAAGCUUGGCAGUCUCCGAUAGGCUAGAUCACCAAAUAUCGCAGCUGCUUGCUCCUCAAGCGCCGCUACCAAAACCUGUGAGAUUCCCAGGUGGAGAGGUAAUCUUCCCGUUGAUGCAGUCUGUUAUAGAAAAGAAAAUCCUUGGAAUGGACUCCGAACCUGUGACAGCUGGGCCAAGUUUCACGGUAGUGGAAAAACGAAUUGAAGCAGUGGCAGAGCUCGAGCGAGCAAUAGAGUGCGGUCUUUUAAUGUCCACAACUUCAUCGUUGUCCGCAGCCCAGGUUUUCAUUGAGAAUCUGAAAAAUGAAGAAGAGCCACUUGACCCUACUGUUAUCUCUUGGAUAGAGGAGCAAAUCGAGAACGAGCCCGCGUUUGCCGAUUUCGAGAAGCAUUUCAAUGCUGUAUUUACAUUACCAUUUUUAAUGACUAAGAUCGAAGUUCCUGAAGUGAAACCUAUGGUUGAUUUUGAUGACGUCAAUACCAAAAAGAAGCGUAAAGAUAUUAGUUUUCGGCGAAAGAGGGGAUCUAAAAAACCCUGGAUCAAGGCGCGCUGGGAUAAGCACAGACAGGACAAGUUAAAGGCGGAACUGACCGAAGCUGAGGUAGUUCCUGUGGAUAUCGACGUCAGUGUCGAGCGGGCAGAUGAAGAGAUUAUAAGUCCGCCAGAGUCGCCAGUCAAUGUUGCUGAACCAGGUGACAUUGUGUUUAUCAGAGUACAGAAUUUUGCCGACUCAUCGAGGCCAAAAUCUUGAAGAGCGCCACGUUAGGGCAGUACUUUCUUAUCUGUACCUCUGUCGUAUACCGCAAAGUGUCUAUCAUCAGCCGGCUAAUCAAGCUAUCAGCCGCGUUUAAUUUCGACAGUUGUACCGAGUACUCACAAUUGAUUUCACCAAGAGAAACAUUGGAAGUGAUGCAAGUAUAUAGACAAAGUCGCACUCGGCAAAGGUUUAAUUUUUUUCAACUUUGAACUAACGAAAUGACGUAAUUGUGCAUAUCUGUGCUAGUAAUAAAUUUAUUUAGGAACUCUUCAAGUCCCGAGCUAAGACAUUUUCGUUCCAGUCGAGCGAGUUGAUAAGCUCAAUGUUAAUAAAUGAACGAAACGUUUUAUCUUGCGAGGCUAGAUAUUGUAAGGGGCAAAAAUGUGCUUCACUUUAUUAACAACACGGUUGUAACCAUAGCACACUAAGGAUCUCAUUAACUUUGUUGAACGCACAGUUACCGGAAGGUAAUUAGGUGGAAGAAAUCCCAUAUCAAAUUUUCUAAAUAAGACACGAUAAAGCUACCAGACAAAUAGACGUUGUGGUAAUUCAAGAUCAGUAACAAUUCUAUUGGGAGUGCAUGUUGUACAGAAUGUGGCCGGCACCUCCAACGGCAUGUGUGUAACAUUAGGCUUAAAUGUUUAUAGAGGACGAAAAUAAUUAAUAUGCGAGAUAAUAUUAUGUAAUUAAUACAUUAAUGCCAAAGCGAGUAAUAAAUUCAAAUGCCAAUAUGGAACCACUAACUUGGAAAUUUUGAUAAAGACAGAAGAUGAUACGUUGCAAACAGCUUUAUCUGUAGAGAGCGCUUAGUUAAUCGGUUUAAUCAUUAAGAAAUUUCCAUUGAGCUAAACCAAGUGAAAAAAAUACCAGAUAUGGACAAAAAUAAAUUUUGAUGUCUACUUCGUAAA